AAAAAACAAGAAAAUCACGCUUUACGCUCAACCCUCUGCUCUCACAGAUCUCAGUCGGAUCGCCCUGAGUGUGCUAAUCAGUGGCCGUAGAACUAACAGAGUGCUGGGCCGUAGAGAUGCAGAACGAUUUUCAUUUAAAGACGGCCAAGAUGGCGACUAUUGCUGUACCCAGUGAUGUCCACCAAAAUCUGCGACCACACGACAAGAAAUCGGAUUUCCCUAUAAAGAAGGCUGUCGGUCUUCCCGAACUGCCCACUGGAACUGAAGAUGACGCUGUUGUCCAGGAUAAGGUGCAGUCCAUUCUCGAGAUGGGGCACAGGCUUGCCAAGGAGGGCAAAGCUCAGGAACUUGGAGAGCUGAUUAAGAACACCCGGCCGUUCCUGAAUACCAUGAGUAAAGCAAAAGCUGCCAAGCUGGUCAGAGCACUAGUAGACCUUUUCCUGGAUAUGGAGGCGUGCACUGGUCUUGAAGUAGACCUUUGCAGAGAAUGCAUAGAAUGGUCUCAGCAGGAAAAGAGGACGUUCCUCAGACAGUCUCUCCAAACGAGGCUUAUCGCCUUGUAUUACGACACGAAAAGGUAUACGGAGGCACUGCAGCUAAUCGGUGAACUUCUCCGUGAGCUGAGGAAGAUGGAUGAUAAGGACCUUCUCGUUGAAGUACAACUUCUAGAAUCAAAAGUGUUCCACGCUUUGAGUAACCUUCCGAAAGCUCGUGCCGCCUUGACGUCUGCGCGUACAACCGCUAACGCAAUUUACUGUCCACCAAAGCUACAGGCGCAGCUGGACUUGCAGUCGGGAGUACUUCAUGCCGCGGAUGAACGCGACUUUAAGACGGCGUUCUCGUAUUUCUACGAGGCAUUCGAAUGUUACGACUCGGUGUCCAGUGUGAAGGCGCUGACCGCGCUGAAAUAUAUGCUGUUGUCCAAAAUAAUGUUGGGUCUGGCAGAAGAUGUGCAUUCGAUAGUAAUGGGUAAACUGGCAUUACGUCACGCUGGCCCUGAGAUCGAAGCGAUGAAGGCCGUAGCCAAGUCAUCCCAGUCACGUUCGCUUGCCGAGUUUCAGGAGGCAUUAGGUCGAUACAAAAAGGAGCUAGUGGACGAUCCGAUCAUUGCGGCCCACCUUGAAACUCUCUACGAUCAAAUGCUAGAACAAAAUCUAUGCCGCAUUAUCGAGCCUUACUCAAGGGUCCAAGUUGAUCACGUAGCUAAAGUGAUUGCGCUCCCUCGAGAAAAGGUUGAGCUUAAGCUGUCACAAAUGAUCCUUGACAAGAAGUUUUCGGGUAUACUCGAUCAGGGCACAGGUGUACUUAUCAUCUUUGAGGAACAGGAGACGGAUAAGACGUAUGUGGGUGCCUUGGAAGUGAUUCAUGCAAUGGGAAAAGUAGUCGACGCACUGUACCAUAAAGCGAAGAAACUUUCGUAGAUCCACAACGCUACGGUUGCGGAAUCGUGGAUGACAACUUAAAAUCAUCAUGAGAAUAACAACUCCGUAACUAUCUGCCACAACCGACCUAGUUCCAUUCAGUUGCAAUUAUCCCCUCUUUUUUUGCCUCUUUCCUCUGAAAGCUCCCACGUUUAUUUCGAUUUCCAUGUGAAUUCAACACCAUAAUGAAAUAUCAUCUCAUAUAUAACAUUGGUGUGCAGGUGACUGAAUGCCACGAAAUACUGUAUCUGGACUACACUAAGUGAUCUGGUUAAAUUGGCCCGUUAAAAACAAAACAUUACUUUUGAUAACUGAUUAAUUAAUUGAUCAAUAAAUCUUGGCUUGGUAGUUAAAGGAAGUAUCGCGUCAAACACCUGCGCGAGGAUUAAAGAAAUUAUAGGACGUUACGGAUGAGAAACGCAGUUAUUUCAUGGCGACGAUUGCUUAUCAACUAUUGUCGGCCAAUCUCUUUUCAUAGAAAUGUAUGCUGUGUAAUAAUACGGAUAGUGUAUUGUAUAGACAGUAAUACAAUCUUUAAGUUACCGUAAAAAAAUCGUGAGAUUCGUCAGUUCAGUUAUGCUGUUAAUUAAAGAAACAAAACUAGAAAAUCUCGUAUUACUUUGAAUAAUGGAUUCGGUGUACCGGGAUAAAAGCGGUUUUCGAAGGGUACUGCGUUGCCCAUGCUCAAUAGUAGUCGUCGUCAUGGGUAGAAUAUUUACCAAUAUGAAAUAGCCGCGGUCGAAGAUGGCUAGUUAAAUAGAUUAGUUAUUUAUUCACGGUGUGGUGUUAAUAAAAAAAAAUGUGAAAAGCGGAAAUAUACCAGUAAGUGCGAUGCUAAUACAUUUUCUGCGUUCAAGCUAAGCGGAUCGACGGCAACAGCUGGAAGAAGCUUUGUAUAGUCGAGGUGAAAAUAGAGACAUCCAUAGAAUUGCCUAUAACAAAGAGAAAAACAUAAGUACGUUGCAGACAGACAGGCGCACCAUACAUUGACCUCGCAAUAAGGUAUCAGUAAACUGAGCGUCACCACAACAAAUAGUUUUGCUGGAUGCGACUAGAUUGUAGAAAGUACACACGUGUAAAAUAAAAACUGUUAUUUCUUUUCUAAUAUUAUCAUAUUACUCUCAACAGUGGAACAGAGGGAAGACACCUGCCAGCCUUGAUCCUUGCAGAAACCUACAAACACAAAGUAGGACUACAACAACAACAUAAACGUACAAACAUAAACAUAAAAAUACAAACAGAAAGACCUACGAAAGCAAAAAAAACACAUUUGCACACCAUCUAAAAACAAAUUAAGGAACAUGCCACAAGUAUCCAGGUCGUCGCUCACGCAACUUUUACACUAUUAGAAUAAGGCGAUACCAGAUAACACGCACAGACACACAGACAUACACAAACAUACACACAGACACACUCACAGAUUCACGGACACACAGCCACAUUCACACAUACAUACACAUAUACACGCACCCAUUCACACAGAGCUACUAACGAAUGCGUCUAACAGGCGUACUAUUUUCAAGGAGUACCUAGGGUGAUGUAUGGAGCACACAUCUGAUGACCACGGCGGUCUGGGAAAGAACAAUGAAGUGAACGUGAAUUAUUGAAAUAUCUAAAGAAUGCGACAGUAGGGUCGUUAACAGCAUGCCACAGUGGCGAUGGCUAAAACGGCGAGAACGGCUUGAUUGAAAA
Messenger RNA from Varroa destructor (honeybee mite), 3113 nucleotides. It is a transcript of the gene Rpn6, whose product is annotated as regulatory particle non-ATPase 6. The record is from RefSeq and is a predicted model, not a curated record. Gene Ontology annotation, molecular function: protein binding. NCBI's taxonomy places the organism in Eukaryota, Metazoa, Arthropoda, Arachnida, Mesostigmata, Varroidae.